UUCCGGUCGUGCCCAGACUGCUUGUAACGACCUCUCAUAAAUGGCGCAUUUCUGAAAUUUGCAAAACAAGAAUCUGCCAAGGUUGCAAUUGUACUUUUACAACAGUUCUGGAACAUUCUGGGUAAUUAACAUUACCUGACGAACAGCUGAUAGGUGGUCACUAGCUUGGUGAACAGGCAACCCUGACAGGAGACAAAAGAUAGUGACAUGGCAGAGAUGGAGGAAGACGUUGGGGAUUUGCCAGCCAGAGAAGAUGACAAUGACUCGGACAGAGAUGAAGACGACAGAUUGUUUGCUUGGAUGGUGAAUGAUGUGGAUGAAGAAGAAGAAGAAGAGGAGGUGGAGGAAUUAUUUGAGUUGGAUAUUCCAGCAGAGCGCAGUGGGCAUAUAGCUGUGGUUCAUAGAAACCUCAUGUAUGUGUGGGGUGGAUACAGGAAUGCUCAAAACCACGGAUUCUUUGACUUGUAUCUGCCGAGAAAUGAGAUCUGGACCUACAACAUGGAGUCAGGAGUAUGGACAAAACAUACAGCUGGAGGUAACCUGCACACAUCCAUGUCGGGCAGCUGUGGGGUGUGUGUUGAUGGAGUUCUUUACCUAUUUGGAGGUCAUCAUGCCAGGGGAAACACAGACAAGAUCUACCGCCUUCCACUCAGUGCUCCUAGGCUUGUUUGGGAGGAAAUGAAGAAUCUCAAAGGACUUCCUCCAUCCUGCAAGGACAAGUUAGGGUGCUGGGUUCACAAGAACAGACUUGUAUUCUUUGGGGGAUAUGGCUAUGCUCCACAGGGACCUCAUAGAGGGACUUUUAAAUAUGAUGAAUCAUCUUCUCUUGUGUGGAACAGCCCUGGCCGAGGCUGGAACAAUCACAUCCAUAUCCUAGACCUGGAUACGUCGACAUGGAGCCAGCCCAUCACCACGGGGAACACCCCAUCACCGAGAGCAGCCCAUGCCUGUGCCACAGUUGGUAACAGAGGCUAUGUGUUUGGGGGACGAUACAAGAACUACAGACUAAAUGACAUGUACUACAUUGACCUGGACACAUGGGAGUGGCACGAAAUGAGCGUUCUCCAGCAGGGCCCUGUGGGCCGCUCUUGGCACUCCUUCACUCCUGUGUCGCCAGACCAUAUCUUCCUAUUCGGAGGUUUCACCACAGACAGAGAGACACUGAGUGAUGCUUGGCUGUACUGUGUGAGUAAAAAUGAAUGGAAGCCGUUCAAACACAGCCACACCGAGAGCCCCAGGCUGUGGCACACAGCAUGCUCUGGUCCUGAUGGGGAGGUGUUUGUGUUUGGAGGGUGUGCCAACAACCUGCUGUCUCAACACAGAGCUGCUCACAGCAAUGAGUUACUGGUUUUCAACGUUCAGCCCAAAUCACUGGUUCGGUUCUGUAUGGAGACCGUUCUGCAGCACAGGGACCGUUUGUCCAAUUACUGGGACUGUCUACCUAAACACCUCCUGCACAGCCUCAAGCAGAGAAUGGCACAUGUCAACACACUGGGCUCCUAGGCAAAGAGCACAGGACAAUAUGUAUAUGUUCCUGAAGACCACUGAAAGAAACAGUCUGAGGAAAGGCGCUGUGUUAUUCAGGCUAGUGGGAAAGAUAGCAGGACUUCAGUUUCCUCCUGAAGAUUACUGUGUUGGUAUAGCCUCGAGCCAAGGGAGGUCGUUCUAGCACAAGUGCCAAUCAGAUGUUUAUUUGGUAAUUUCAUUGGUCUUUCUUAGAAACCAACUUAAUGUCUUAACAGGAAAUACAGCAGUGCAGAUUUUUUCAGGAAGCCUAUUGCUUUAAUGAUAACUAUGAAUGACUUUGGUGUGAUCACAGACCUAAAUAAAAAUAGUGCUGUAUAUCACGCAAAACUAUCUACUCCGAAGCCACACAAAUGUUAACUUUGAGUUUUUGUUUGUAUAUACAGUUAUUUAUAAUUUUUUGGAGGAAAUCCAUAGGUUUGGAAAGAGGUUUUUAAAGCUUGCAAAUUGUUCUGCCUUGCUCCUGUAGCAUUGGAAUUUUACUGAAUCAAUAACUUAAAAUACUUCGUGUACUGGAUGGAUGUUGAGCCACGUUGCACUAAAAUGCUUCAUGUCAGUAGGGCUUUGUUUAUAUGUGCCUGGUUUGCACACUUUUUUUUUUUUUUUGUAGAAUACACUGUUGUACCUCAAAGAAUAAACACAAACUUUAAUUGU
Messenger RNA from Monopterus albus (swamp eel), 2178 nucleotides. RefSeq names its product kelch domain containing 2 (gene klhdc2). The record is from RefSeq and is a predicted model, not a curated record. The transcript is spliced from 16 exons. Bases 208 to 1503 code for a protein of 431 amino acids. NCBI's taxonomy places the organism in Eukaryota, Metazoa, Chordata, Actinopteri, Synbranchiformes, Synbranchidae. Gene Ontology annotation, molecular function: protein binding.